UCGUAUCAGCGCUUCUUUCAGGAUAUUCUCUUCAGUUCGUCUUUUGAGCUCUUGUUCUGACCCCACCCCCGUCUUCCCCCGCUCCUUUAAUCUGUGUCGCAGUGAAAGAAAGGGGAAAAGGGGAAGAGGGCGCGGAGAGAAUAGUGCACCGGUCCCCGAAUCAUUCCAGAUGGCUGCCUCUGAAUCACUCGAUGAGAUUGGGUUCUCGGGUUCAGAGCUGGAAGGAGCUGGUGUUCCGGAGAGAGGAGGCUCUGGUUUUACAGUUCCCCGCUCAGCAGUGGCUCAGAACCGGCUUUAGAUUGAUGAUGGCUUUGUCCGUUUGAGCCACCUAUGGGCGCCUAUUGGCUUCCUAUUUUUAUACGGCCAAUCACACACUCCUUCCAUGAAGUGUUGGCCACAUCUGGUGAAGUGUUGAUUGAAAACAACCUGAAGGCUGAUGGCUGAAUUGCCCCUCAAGAGCAUCCAUACACACCCCUGAUGAGUACUUCUGUUUGUUGGAGGUCAGGCAGAAACUCAAGACCUGGAGGGUUGUUAGCAGCCGCUAACUUGUCAAAUUUGCAACUGCUAACUUGUCAAAUCUGGUGAAUGUUUGGUAAAAUUUGCAAUCAAAAACUCCUUAAGUGGCUUGUCUUGGAAGCAAAAUUGCCAGUUUUGUGAGAUGGUCACAUGAAUGCAGCAUGAUUAACAAAAAAGCCAAUUUGCGGCUUUAGCCUGGCUCAGUAAACAAUCAGAGACUCCCACCCACACGCACUCCCACACAUGUGCGCCGUUUGCCAUGAAUCUGGCCACCAAGCUGCGGAGGAAUCUGAGGAGGCUGGUCAUCCUCCUCGCCACCUUCUGUAUGGUCAGUGUUUUAGUCUCCGUCUACUAUCUUUACACAGGUUCCACCCAAGAACUGGACCUCGCAAACCGCGCCAUAGUCCCAGAUUGUGCCGACCUCCGGGUGCUCCCUUUCCGACAGUCAGAGCCUCAGACGGCUAAACCAAUUAAUCCAUCCCGUAAGGACCCAAUGGUGCUGGUGUUUGUGGAGAGUCAGUAUUCUCAACUUGGACAGGACAUCAUAGCCAUUCUUGAAUCUAACCAAUUCGAUUACCAUGCCGAAAUUGCCCCUGGAAAGGGUGACAUCCCACCACUAACUCACAAAGGACGUGGACGCUAUGCAUUGGUCAUCUAUGAGAACCUUCUGAAGUAUGUCGGUAUGGACGUGUGGAACCGUGACCUGCUGGAUAAAUACUGUGCAGAAUUCAGUGUUGGGGUCAUCGCAUUUCACCACGCAAGUGAAAACUCUCAGCCUUCGGUGCAACUCAAAGGUUUCCCUCUGACAUUGCGAACAAAUGUUGCACUACGAGACUGCUGCGUAAACCUGCGCUCACCUCUGCUCUACAUUACGCGGGCAGAAGUUGACCGAGGGCCCUUACCAGGAGAGGAUUGGACUGUGUUUCAGUUCAACCACUCCACCUAUGAACCAGUGCUCUUGGCCAAAACUCGGCCCAGUGAGAGUGGGGCAGCUCAGAUGAUACCAGGUCCACAUGGUCUUCAUGCUACAGUUGUGCAGGACCUGGGUGUAUAUGAUGGGGUGCAGCGUGUGUUGUUUGGUCAUGGGCUGAGCUACUGGUUACACAGACUCAUACUGGUGGAUGCCAUCGCCUAUCUCACAGGCAAGAAGCUGUCACGAUCUCUGGAACGGUACAUUCUCGUUGACAUAGAUGAUAUUUUCGUGGGGAAGAAAGGGACAAGAAUGAAUGUCAAUGAUGUGAAGGCUCUUCUGGAAACACAGAACAUGUUGAGGUCAUACAUCUCAAACUUUACCUUUAACCUGGGCUUUUCUGGGAAAUUCUUCCACACAGGUACGCAGGAGGAAGAUGAUGGAGAUGAUCUGUUGUUGAAAUAUGUCGAUGAGUUCUGGUGGUUUCCUCAUAUGUGGAGUCACAUGCAGCCUCAUCUCUUCCACAAUGAGUCCUCACUCAUGGAACAAAUGAUCCUAAACAAAGACUUUGCUUUGGACCAGAGUAUUCCAGUAGAUCUGGGAUAUGCGGUGGCUCCUCAUCACUCUGGUGUGUAUCCAGUCCAUAUUCAGCUUUAUGAGGCUUGGAAGAAAGCGUGGGGAAUACAAGUGACCAGUACUGAGGAAUACCCACAUCUCAAACCCGCACGCCACCGCAAGGGAUUCAUCCAUAACAACAUCAUGGUGCUUCCCCGUCAGACAUGUGGCUUAUUCACACACACCAUCUUCUAUAAAGAAUAUCCGGGAAGCCCUAAAGAACUGGACAAAAGCAUACGAGGUGGAGAGCUGUUUCUGACCAUCCUACUCAACCCUAUCAGUAUAUUUAUGACUCAUCUCUCCAAUUAUGGGAAUGACCGCUUGGGAUUAUAUACAUUCACUAACCUGGCUAACUUUCUGAAAUGCUGGACCAACCUGAGACUAUACACACUUCCUCCCCUGCAGAUCGCACACAAGUAUUUCACACUAUUUCCAGAGCAGAGACACCCACUCUGGCAGAACCCAUGUGAUGAUAAACGGCAUAAGGACAUCUGGUCCAAAGAGAAGACUUGUGACAGGCUGCCUAAGUUCAUGGUGGUCGGGCCUCAGAAAACAGGCACAACGGCACUCUACCUCUUUCUUAUCAUGCACCCCUUCAUUUCCAGCAACUUUCCUAGUGUGAAAACUUUCGAAGAAGUUCAAUUUUUCAACACCAACAAUUACCAGAAAGGGAUUGACUGGUAUAUGGAUUUCUUUCCUGUACCUUCUAAUGUCAGCACAGACUUCCUGUUUGAGAAGAGCUCAAACUACUUCCCCUCAGAGGAGACGCCCAAACGAGCUGCUGCCCUCCUGCCCAAAGCCAAGAUCCUCACUCUGCUCAUUAACCCUUCAGACAGGGCCUACAGCUGGUACCAGCAUCAGUGGGCUCAUGAAGACCCAGCAGCAUUGCAGUUCAGUUUCUAUGAGGUCAUUUCAGCUGACCAGCUUGCUGCACCUGAACUGCGCUCUCUUCAGAACCACUGUCUAGUACCUGGACUCUACGCCACACACCUGGAGAGAUGGCUGACAUACUACCCUCCAAAUCAGCUGAUGAUUAUAGACGGACAGCAGUUGAGGAAUGACCCAGCUAAAGUGAUGGAUGAGCUUCAGAAAUUUCUGGGUGUCACUCCUUAUUACAACUACUCCCAGGCACUCACGUUUGAUCCUCAGAAGGGCUUCUGGUGCCAGCUGCUGGAGGGGGGCAGGACUAAGUGCUUGGGGAAGAGCAAGGGCCGCAAAUACCCAGCCAUGGACUCUGAGUCACGAGCCUUUCUCUCCAGGUUCUACAGGGAUCAGAACAUUGAAUUAUCUAAGCUGCUACACAGAUUGGGUCAGCCUCUUCCAGCCUGGCUCAGAGAAGAGCUGCAGAAGGUCAGGUAGCCCUAACCAAACCACUGCUCCUCUGGGUCAAAGCUCCAGGUUCACACCUCCAAGCAAACUAGACACUUGAACAGUACUCAAUGCCUCCCACCUACAAGCUUGUGGAGCAAAGGUCAAAAAAUGCAACUCACCAAACACUGGUGCUUCUGGAAAUGUAAUGUGUCCAUGGCAACAAGAAUAUUUGCUGCAAAAGGUAAAAAUUUGAAAAUACACAAUAGGCAGUGAAAUACAAAGAUCUAACUGUGACCCUUGAACUUCACAUGCAGCUGAAUAUUGACUGCAUAAAAACAGCAUAUCUGGAAAAAAUUUAUUUAAACCCUAACAGACUUCAUACUAUAUUUAAUGUUGCUUCUCCAUCAGACAGUGGGCAUAGAUUUUAUACUUGAUAAAGAGAUUUAGAACUGAACAAUGUAUGGCACAACUACUGUUCAUAACCUCACUUUUGAAAAUAUAUCAGUCAAUCAAUGAGCCAAGCAAAGUGAGGAUGCUAAAUUGUAAGAAUCACUUACAGAGAAAUAAAGAGCACAGUCAUGUUGGAGUCUUUCAUUUUGCUGCAUCAGCUUUAAACUGGUCAAUGGAGUGAUGUCAUUGUGAUGUCAGUAUCUCAGUCCAUGUCUCAGUUUCUGUUUCAUUAGACACAAUGACCUGAGGAGUGAGAAGCAUUUAGGUAUCAGUUUGUGUGUGCAUCUGUGCAAGGGCAAAUACAUUUGCACGUAUGUGCGUCUAGACGUAUGUCUGUAGCCGGGUAGCCUUAGCUCCGCCCACUGGACUGCAACUGGUUGGCUGAUGAAUUUGAAAUGUG
Xyrauchen texanus (razorback sucker) is the source of this 4202-nucleotide messenger RNA. Its product is annotated as bifunctional heparan sulfate N-deacetylase/N-sulfotransferase 4-like. Gene Ontology annotation, cellular component: Golgi apparatus. The record is from RefSeq and is a predicted model, not a curated record. The transcript is spliced from 15 exons. Lineage: Eukaryota; Metazoa; Chordata; Actinopteri; Cypriniformes; Catostomidae. Bases 776 to 3400 code for a protein of 874 amino acids. Gene Ontology annotation, molecular function: deacetylase activity; heparan sulfate N-sulfotransferase activity.